AUGUGUUUCAACAUCUCAGGGAGCUGGCACGUUCCUGCCUGUCCGUGUGACCGUGAACCCGCUGCCCCUGGGGAACCUGUACGUUGCAAGCGUUUCCAACGUUGGGCUGCGGCCGCGGGGCUGCAGGAUGUAAUACAACCAGGGCGAUACGAGGCGUUGUUGGAGGCUGCAAAGAACGGUUCUCCACACUUCUCGGUGGAAAAGGAACGUCAAUUGGAGUUGGAUGUGGGACGUACCUGGCCCGCCUUAUGCAUUUUUGCGGAUGGCUGUGGCCGUGAAUCCUUAUCAAAUUUACUAAAGGCGUGGAUCAUUUAUGAUGGGGAAACGGCACAGGAGCAUCGACAACAAGAGGCCUCUGCGUCAAAUGAUGGAGAGACGUCAGGUCGCAGUGAAGCAGUGGGCUAUGUUCAGGGCAUGAAUUUUAUUGUCAUGGCCCUUCUGUGGCACGCUGGAGCUGAAGAAGCAGCAUUUUGGCUUUUCGUGGCUUUGGUGCAGAACUAUGAUCUACGCAGCAUGUUUGAAGCUCCAGAUAUGCAUGGGUUGAAGGUGCGUUCCUUCACAAUCGUUCAGCUGGUUCAUCAAGAGAUGCCAGACCUUUCAGCACAUUUGGCAGAACACCUGCAGAAUUCGCUGAGUCUGCUUUUCACAGAUUGGCUGCUCACUUUGUGUGCUGGUAGUGUCCCUUUGGUGCCACUUUCACAUCUUUGGGAUCACUUUUUUGAUCAGGGAUAUUCUGUCAUCUACCGCCUGAUACUGGCACGUUUGAGAUGUCUACGCCCCUGGCUCCUUGGUGAGACUGACUUUGGUGCUUUGGUGCAUCUGGUGAAAAAUGCACAUGUGGAUUUCGUGGGGCCUGACGACCAGCCGUGUCCCAGACCUCCUCGUCUCCCAGCCUUUGAGCCCGAAGAAGUGCCUCCCAGCCCUGGGGGGAAGACUUCCCAGCAGCCCAUCACCUCCCGGCGCAAGAACCUGCUUCGCCGCUUGGUGCGGGCGCGGGAUGGUGCAUCACGGCGGAGCUCCUUGCCCCCGGAGCUGGGAAAUUCCGGGGUCAGUGAGGAUGAGCCACGUGAGGAACCGAGUCAACCGAGUCAACCGAGUCCCAAAAAGCCAUUCUGCCAAAGUUGUGAAGGUGCUGGAAGUGAAAACUGCGCUUCAUGGGAGAAGCUGGUUGCAAUCCAUCUGCAGGCGGAAGUGAUUGACCUUGCAAGAACCGCGCACUAUGAGCGAAUGCUGGCGGCACCUGUGCUCUGCCCAAAGUCUGUUGAAGAGCAUUUGCGGGAGGACAAUGCCGAGUUGAUGGCGCAAAAUGCCAAGCUGAAGCAGGAGUUACAGGAUGCCUUGCAGCAGGCUCAAGAGUUCUCCAAAGAUGCUAAGAACGCCUUGACACGUCUUCGAGCCCUGCUGAUGGCCGAAGAGGGCGUGACAGCCUUUGAGGUCACCUGCAGUGGUGUAUCGGAAGCACUGUCAGAGUUUCUUUUUCCAGAGGGAGGCGAUGAACCUUUGAAAGAACAUUUGAGGCUUUUCCUGGACAAUUUCGUUACCCCACCUGGAGGAGCCCUGGUGAAGUUGGUGAAGCUUUGCGUUUCGGCAUUACAACAUGCUGAGCAGCAACCUUUGAUGCUCUUCCCCACAGCGUCUCCAGCCAUGUACUUGCCUCGCCACCUGAACAUGGCACCUGCUCAGUCGGACACCUGGAGCUCACUGAAGCUAUUUGGAUCUGAAUCCAUCAUGAAUCUGAUUGCUGUGGCCAUUUUGCUUCAGCAUCGCCCAGCAAGUCCGGGGCGAUCCGCAUCGUUGACGCGCAAUCUGAGCCAGCGCAAAGGCGUCAAGGACGAGAUGCCGCUGAUCGCGCCAAGGGAAGCUGCCACCGUGCAAAUGUCUGCGAAGAUGAGUCCUGAGUUGGAGCUCUUUGUUGUCUGCGGAUGGGGUAAAUGUCCGAAAAGGUUGGAACGUGUACUCAAGAAGAAGCCCAACGUGAACUGGAAAAAUGAGGAUGGCCUCACCCCUCUCUUCAAUGCCACCAUGUGUGGCUCCGCUGACUUCGUAGAGAAGCUCAUUAAGGCUGGUGCCGAGCCCAACGUCGUAGCAACAGAGUAUCUCUUGACGCCCUACGAAUGGGUGACAGCCAAAGUGAGGUAUGAAGAAGAGCGUGACAGGCGACUCAAUGACUUUGAUCAGGUGAAUCGCUUGGACGACACUUGUUUGGCAAUCCGACCCGAUAUCAAGCCCUUCAAGCAAGUGCUUCAGGUGUUGGAGAAGAAUGGAGGGGUCGAGGCCAAGGCCUUCUCGAACAAUCCGAAGAUCAAGCCUGAUGGCUCCAUCGAUGGAAAGCAACCUUCUGAACUCAGAUCUUAUAAGCUGUCACCUGAUGGCUCCUACACCACAGCCCAUUAUCUGCGCUCUGGCAAGUUUGAUUUGCUGAAGUACGAGGAUGGAAGGCUAGUGGAGUGCGACUAUGAUCCCAAGACUGGACAUUGGGAAGGCUACCAAGCGGCCGCGUGA
Molecule: messenger RNA, 2502 nt
Organism: Cladocopium goreaui
Lineage: Eukaryota; Dinophyceae; Suessiales; Symbiodiniaceae
Source: the annotation of a GenBank genome assembly